Talaromyces stipitatus ATCC 10500 is the source of this 2835-nucleotide messenger RNA. RefSeq lists its product as uncharacterized. Bases 1 to 2835 code for a protein of 944 amino acids. Gene Ontology annotation, molecular function: RNA-DNA hybrid ribonuclease activity; nucleic acid binding. NCBI's taxonomy places the organism in Eukaryota, Fungi, Ascomycota, Eurotiomycetes, Eurotiales, Trichocomaceae. The record is from RefSeq and is a predicted model, not a curated record. The transcript has 2 exons.
AUGAAUUUGAGAUUUGCCGCCCUCCUUCUGUCAGUUGCCCUGGCCUUCGCACUGCCCGAUGACAUCCUCUCCACCUGGCCGACGAGCACCGCCAACAACAUUACCGAAUGCAGCAACCCUCGCUCUAACGACUGUUUAUUCUAUGCUCAAUGUCUCCAAACUCGCUACCGCUGUGCCCCGAGCGACUAUACCCUCGGUUACGGGCAAAAGUACUGUGAAAAAUUCCAAGCCGACGCUUCUCUCCUGUCGACUAAGGGUCAGACGUGGAUGGAGACAGUCAUGCUCUGCUUGCAACGGGACUUGGUACCGUACACCCUCGGUGGGCCGCAAGAGUUUGCCAACUGUUUGGCUUUGAAUGAUUAUGCGUUUAGUACGCAUCCGAAAUGUUAUGUACAGAGUGGGUUGUGCACAUUACCCGUACACGAUUGGGAGGUUAUUGUGUUCCAAAUCGUUGGUGUCGAAACCUUGUUUGAUAGUUGGGAUGCUAUCAAAGCCACUGUGCAAGCUGCCAGUGGUUGUGCUGAGUUUUAUUUAUGGGCGAUUGAGCACGUUAUCCCCGGUCCCCUUACUCUUGGCCUAUCAGUACUUGGCAAAGGACUGGAGCGCUUGGUGGCACGGAAUAUGGCAUGGAUCUCUAUACACCAUAAAGUAUUAGCAAGGCAACAAUUUGGGGCUCUCCCACUAAGAUCUGCAACUGACCUGACCACAUGCCUAACACAUGAUGUUGAACAAGCGCUAAAUCAAGGCAUGACUGCCUCACUCCUUACCCUAGAUGUCAAAGGCGCCUUUGAUUCCGUGCUUCCCGGCAGACUGAUCCGCAGACUACGCGAGCAGGGCUGGCCUACCAAUCUCGUUCUCUGGAUUGCCUCCUUCGCUACUGGAAGAUCAGUUCAGAUCCGACUCGAUGGAGAGAUCGGCCCCUCAACAGACAUUGCCUGCGGUCUUCCACAAGGAUCCCCAGUAUCUGGCAUUCUUUUCAUGCUCUACAUAGCGCCCCUAUUCCGUCUAGGAAACCCAAGGAACAGAUUUGGUUACGCGGACGACGCAGCCAACCUGGCGAUCUCAACUUCUCUUGCUACUAAUUGCGAAGCCUUAUCAGACUCACUUCAAGAAGCUCUUAAUUGGGGCACUGCAGAGGGCAUUACAUUUGCACCAGAUAAAUACGAGCUUCUUCACUUCUCCCGACAUAAAGCAGACCAGGACCCAACCCGCACACCUUCAGUGAAAGCUGGAUCUAUUACAAUAUCAGAAAACACCAAACGGCUAUAUCUACGAUGGCUAGGAAUCCUCUUUGACAAAAAGCUAACGUUCAAAUGGCACGUUAGAGAAACAGCAUCUAAAGCCCUCACUGUGGCCAACGCUCUUCGCUCUCUAGGGAAUACUGUUCGAGGAGUCAAACCUGAUUUACUACAGCAGGCUGUAUCAGCCUGUGUACUCCAUAAAGCAUACUAUGGCGCAGAAACCUGGUGGCCAGGACGUACUCGCCCUGGACCUUCCCAGAUUUCAAACCGAGUUGGAGAACAUCUUGAGAAACUAACUAAAGUAAUACUAACAGGCGCAAGAGCAGUCCUUCCAGUCUUCCGCACAACCCCAAAGCCAGUCCUUUAUCGAGAGUCUGGAUUCUCUCCACCAGAAAUCGAACUAGAUCGAAUAGCCCUCCUUGCAACUGUCCGCCUACGGCGUCUCGACCCUUAUCACCCACUUCGAAGACGCGCAGAACAGAUCGCUAGUAAUGGCCGACAAACCAGCCGAUUUGCCCGCCGUACACUGGCCCUCCCAAACUCUGAACAGAUAAACCCUCUCCAAUACGCUCCCUGGCACCCUCGCGAGCCUCGUGGGAAUGCUCAAGCUCGAAUAGGAGCUCCCAUGGGACGCACUAAGGAACAGGCAGCGGCUAAUUUCAUGGCUUUUCAACGUACCAUCCCUAGCUCAGAUAUUGUAAUCUUUUCAGAUGGAUCUAGGCUAGCAGACGGACGUGCAGGGGGUGGCUAUAUUGGACUCCAAGCACACCAUCAGUUCCUCCGCUCCUCACUCUCAUACGGACACGGGAAAGAGGUCUUCGACGCAGAAGCAGAAGCAGCUCUAGCUGGCGCUCAAGCAGCAAUAGCGUACCCAACAGCUCAAUUUGCUACCAACCUAUGGAUCUGCCUUGAUAACCUGGAAGUUGCCGUACGCCUUCUAUCUCCCUCUACAGGAUCUUCCCAAGAAAUCUUUGAAUCCUUCCGCACCCUUGCAGCCGCCUGGCCACUUCGCAAAAGGCUUCCUCACACCAAAAGCGGAUCUAUCCAAAUCCGAUGGGUCCCUGGACACGCUAAAAUCCCUGAGAACGAAGCGGCUGAUCUCGCUGCCAAAGAGGGAGCUGCCUCAAUCCCUCCUGCUCCUCACAAAUCCUCAUACGCCUCGCUAAAGAGAUACGCCAAGACUCAAUCCCUAUCCGCUGCUCAGUCACAAUGGGAGAAGGUGGCACCACAGAGCUAUCAAGAUCUAGAAAUAACCACUUCCCCUAAGCGCCCUGGGGAGCUUCAACUCAACCGACUUGACCUCGGCCAUGUUAUUGCGGCCCGUACUGGUCAUGGAGACUUUGCAGACUACCAUGAACGCUUCAACCAUGAUGACGCUUAUCUUCUCUGCCGAUGCGGAGCACGAAAAGCACCUCUGCACUUCUUCUUCUGUUAUAUAGCUAAGAGACGAGCCCCUCGGCCUCCUGGGCCCCCUUCUGAGGUCAUCUCUUUUCUCUUAGGCACUGCUAAAGGAGCACAAAAGCUAGCCACAUGGCUAGCAGAGACCCACUUCUUUGAGGAUAUCUGCCCUCGCCAACCUCUCCUUAGCACCUAG